Aspergillus niger is the source of this 1173-nucleotide messenger RNA. RefSeq lists its product as hypothetical. The coding region runs from base 1 to 1173 and encodes 390 amino acids. The record is from RefSeq and is a predicted model, not a curated record. The transcript has 9 exons. Lineage: Eukaryota; Fungi; Ascomycota; Eurotiomycetes; Eurotiales; Aspergillaceae.
AUGGCUCACGGAAGUCCCAACGUUUUGCGUCCGAGUGAAGAAGCGGAGGGGAUAAGUCCACGAACAGCCAUUCGAAGAGCACGUCCUCGUUCGCUUCCUUCUGCCGGAUUGCUCCGCUUAGUUUGGAAACUUUCCCGUCUUUUUCCGUUGAAUGCAGUGCUUAAGCCAUCGUCUGUCGCCGUGUCGUCGUGUUGGAGAGAAGAUGCCAUGGUCCAGCCCAUCCAUGAAGCGAGGCAACCAGGACAGAAACAUAAGCAUAAACUUGGCCUACGGUUUCCCUCUAGUCCUCCAGCUUAUGGCGCGAUGGUACCACCGGCGUACCUUCCCGCGGAAAGCAAGAUGGCUGGUCUUGGCCCCCAUUUAGCAGGUCUAGCAGGUCACCCUUUUGUCGAGAGAGAACUGCCUGUGGUUGGCCCGGUUGGUAAAUUAGGGAGCCAUUUGCAUGACUACCACUAUUACUACUACCACUCUGCCUCCGAGAAAACGCCAUUUGUGGCCUGUGGCCCCAUUAGAGAUGCCCGUCUUGUAACGAUGAUCCCUGCUGGGACUGGACUGGCGACCUCAGGCUCAGGCCUCUGCCGUGCCAUUCCCGUCUGGGAAAGGCUGGCCUUCAAUCAUAGGUACGACACAGUCCACCAGUCCCUGGUCUUGAAACUUGGGAGAAAGUGGCUUCGCAUUCGACAGAAACCAAGAGGGCGGAUUCUCACAUACCAAAUCAGGUUUCAACUGCGCCAACGGAGUGCCUUAGUGGCCAUGGCAUCCUACAUUGUCAGAUCUCUCUGCUCGGUACCGACGUUGUCAGCUUCUUCGGAUGGCAUCAUUACCCCAAAUUCUGACCAUGCGCCUCAGCCGGCACCAUGGAGAGCCUCCCUUGCGUUGGGAUCAACCAACGCACGUUGCGGAGAUGAAUGCCAGCCAGCUGUCUUAUUGCUUGGACAAUCUGGCACCUCCCGAGGAACCCUCGAUUUCUACCGUCCAGUCAACGUAGCUGGUCACCGCCGAGAAGUGGACAUCGCUCCAAUCGUCAAGUCGAUUUUCGCCGGGGUAUCGCUGCAGUCUGCAUCUGCCAAGGGUCAUGGCGUCCGCCGUCAACGCCAAGACACCCUACCAGGUCCGGCCAAAGUAUGGGGGGCCAUACGGGCUCGGUACAUGUAUCACGGUAUUUGCAUCUGA